AAUAAUAUUAUUUUAUAAUGAACGAGUUUUAUGUUUCUUUAGAAGGAAAGUAUUGUAAGACUUGUUUUUCCUGUGAUUUUAUAGUCUUUCGAAAUUGUUCACUAAAAGUUAAUAUUUCUAAAUUAAGCAGAUAAAAAAUUGUUUAUAAAAUGAGCAAAAAGCAAGCAACCUUGUUUCAGACUUGGACUCGGAGUCUGAGCCAAGUAGGAAAGUCUGACCCAGAAUUUCGAAAUCUGACGGGAAAGGGAAACGGUAGAAUUGACACUAGCGUUAGAACAAAUAGCAGUUUAACUUCAACGAGAAAUAAUUUUGAUACAUCUGAAAUAUGGAACGAUUGCUUUGUGACAGAAAGCGAUGAUGAAAAUGACAAAGCUCUUGUUCAAGCAAUGGAGGAGAGUCUGUUGGAAUAUAAGAAAGAAAACUGCGUAAGUUGUAAUAAUCAGGUUUCACAGAGUAAUAAUAAAACUAGUGCAUUUGAAGCGGAGAGUAGUUCUGCUUAUUUUGGGGUUAACAGAAAAGGAUCUUCUCGUGGGUGUAAUCUUAGUUCUUACAAUUUGGUCGAAUGCAUUGAUGAUAAUGAAAAUAAUGAAAUUUUUAUGCAAGCUGUUGAGAAGAGUAUGUUAAAUGAUGAACAUACAUUAAAUAACACGUGGAAAUCAAGUUACAGUGUAACAGGAGUAAUAACAAAACAAAUACCAAGUAGUACACCUUUAGAAAAUCUUCCAGGAUUUGACACAGAAGCAGGGAAAACCUGGAUUUACCCAACAAAUUAUCCAUUUCGUGAUUACCAGUUUAAAAUUGUUCAAGAAGCACUGCUGAAAAAUACUCUAGUCAUUCUACCAACUGGGUUAGGCAAAACCUUUAUUGCUGCUGUAGUGAUGUACAACUUUUAUCGAUGGUAUCCUAGUUGUAAUAUUGUUUUUAUGGCUCCAACUCGUCCUUUAGUGGCACAGCAAAUAGAAGCAUGCUUUAAAAUAAUGGGUAUUCCUCAAGCAGACACUGUAGAAAUGACAGGAAGUAUGCUGCCUCAAGAAAGAAAGCUUGCUUGGGAAACAAAGCGGGUUUUUUUCUUGACUCCUCAAGUGAUGAUGAAUGACCUAAGUCGGGGGGUGUGCCUAGUCAGCAAUGUGAAGUGUAUAGUGGUAGAUGAAGCACACAAAGCUUUAGGUAAUCACUCAUACUGUCAGGUGAUAAAAGAGUUAAUAAACUGUUCAAAGCAAUUUAGAGUACUGGCUUUAAGUGCUUCACCAGGAAGUGAUCUGAUGGCAGUUGGAAAAGUGCUAAAAAAUUUACUAAUUGCUCAUGUAGAAAUGCGAGCUGAAGAUUCACCUGAUGUUGUACCUUAUACACAUGAGAGAACUAUUCAGAAGAUUGUGGUCCCACUAGGGGAAGAGGUGAAAUAUUUUCAGAAUUUGUUUCUUUCUGUCAUUAAUACAUAUUUAAGAAGAUUAAAUCAGCAAGGAGCCUUGGCAUGCACAGAUCCAUCCAGUUUGUCCAAGUUCAAGGUUUUAAAAUUAAGAGAAGCAUUUAAACAAAAUCCCCAUGAUAGAAUACCUCGUAACUUACAUGGAUUUAUUCAUGCUAAUUUUUCUUUAUGUAUUACACUGUAUCAUGCAUAUGAACUUUUGUUAUUACAUGGAAUGACAUCCUUUUUUAAUUUUCUUCAAGGUGUGAUUUCUGGUGAAAAAUCACAAGCUCGUGUUAAAACCGAAUUGAUGAAAAAUGCAGAAUUUGUAAAAAUGAUGGAAAAUUUAAGGAACAAGUUUCAGAAUGGCACUGUUGAAGAUUGUUUUCAGUCGUGUAAUGCAAAGUCAAACAUUAACCGUGGAAACCUUUUUCAGGAAACAGUAAAAGAUUCAGAAAUGCAUGCAAAUUUAAAUUUCAUUGGACAUCCUAAACUAACAAAAUUAAAAGAAAUAGUUAUAGAACACUUUGAAAAAUGUCAGUCAGAAGCAGGAGAAGGAAACCCAGUUAAUACACGUGUCAUGAUAUUUUCACAGUACAGAGAUAGUGUAAAUGAAAUUACAGAGUUAUUAAAUUUGCAAAGACCUUUGAUCAAAGCAAUGAGCUUUAUUGGACAGACUUCAACAAAUAGAAAUAGCAAAGGUUUCACUCAGAAACAGCAGACAAAGAUUAUAAAGGAAUUUAGGGAAGGAGGAUACAAUACUCUAGUUGCAACUUGUGUUGGUGAAGAAGGCCUUGAUAUUGGAGAGGUAGAUCUCAUUGUAUGUUUUGAUGCACCUAAAUCUCCAAUCAGACUCAUUCAGAGAAUGGGUCGUACGGGUAGAAAACGUCAGGGUAAAAUUGUAAUCCUAGUUACAGAAGGAAAAGAAGAACAGGCAUAUAAUCAAAGUCGUUAUAGUAAGAAAAGUAUUCAUAAAGCUAUAAUCAGUGGUAGAGCAUUUCAAAGUUUGUAUCCUCACAACCCACGUAUGGUUCCCAAAGAGGUAAAUCCUGUUUGUCAUAAAAUGUUUAUGACUGUUGAUACUUAUAAAGCACAGAAUGUAAAUACACGAAAAAGAUUUUUAAAAGAUAUUUGCCAGAAAAAUGGUAAACUAAAUCCAGGUAAUAGUAAUUCGAUAUUAAAUGCUGAAGAACUUUUGUUUUGGAAUACACAUCUCAAGAUACCUGAAAAUGAUAUCUCAGUUUUGGAUGCACCUUCAUCAUUUGUGACUCUUCCAGCGGCUGCAAAUAAUAUUUCAGGAUGUCACAAAACAAGGAAAAAACUCUCUCUGUCUGAAUGGAUACCAUGGCAAAAUGUAAAACAGCAAACUCAUUUUGUUGAGCAUUCAUCAAAAACUCAGAAUUUAGUUGAAAUCAUGCAAUUUAUGGAAUUACAGGAACAAUUAGGACCUAACAAUGACCUCUAUGGGCUAGAAAUGAAAGUGUAUCUGAGACCAGAUGAUGUAUUGCAACCAGGUGAGAAAAAUGAGUUCAGCAGCAAAAUAAGAAUGUUUAUGAAACCUGAUGGAAGAAAUUUGGUGCAGAAAUAUAUACAAAGACCAGAAAGUGAACCAAAACAUGAAACUUUUAAUGCAUUUGUUGGGGAAAAUUGUAAAAAGAAAAAACUGAUGCAAAAUACAUUGCAGGAAAAAACAAAGAAAAAAUCUAAAGCAAAACUAAGUGAAGAAAAUAAUGGAACUAAAGAAGGUAAAACACAACAAGAUAAAAAUUCUGUGAAACCAAUACAGCAUUUAACAGCUUUAAUAGAUGAUGAAGAUAAAGAUUUCAAAGUUCCAGUGAAACAACUUCCAGAUUCAGCAGAGCUUUCAACUAAUGGUAAAAGUAGAUCAAGUAAAGAGGAACGGUGUACUUCUUGCAUAAAAGAACAUGUGCCUGAUGUUGAGCCUGUACUUGUGAAUCCAUGCCAGGAGGAGACAUCUAUUGAUACAGAAAUGCUAGAAAAUCUGGCAAUUUCAGCUGUAGAUAAUACUUACAGUAUUAGUAAAGAAAGUAGUCCUGUUUUUGAAUCUAAAGUUAAAGAACCUCCUUCAUUAGAUGAUAAUGUAUUUUCACCAGAAAAGAGUAUGCUAUCACCUGUUAAUCUGGACGAGGUUGUCACUUUUAAUAAUUUUAUGAUCCAAGAAGUACAAAAAUCUGAAAAGUCUUCUAAGGAUUUGGGUGUGUCUAAAGACAUCUCUCUGGCACCUGAAUGCAAUCAACAUGAGAAAUUUCCACCAAAGACAAAUGCUUCUUUGUCAUUGACCCAAAAUGAGAAACUGUUCUUAAAAGAAGGUACAAGUGUUUCACCAAAUAAUCAGAAAUUGUUUACUUUUAAUUACAAGGUUUAUAUUUCUUCUGAAAAGGUUAGUGAUUUUUCAUCAGAAAUUUCAGGUGUUAUAAAUAGUGGAUCUGUUGCCACUAAUGUAAACAAAAAUAAUUGUUCCUCUACAGUACUAAAUAAACAGAAUGUAAAGGGCAUAAAUGAUAUGGUGAUUACACCUGAAAGUAAAAAUGAUCUUUUUAGUUUGCUGAGUGAACCAGGAUGUGUAGGUAAGGAUGUUAUGGACAUAAAUAAUAAACCCAAAUGCACAAGAAGAAAGGCUUUUGAUGGGAAUAGUAAACCAGAAUUUUCAGAAGAUGAUUCUGUAGAUGUGAAUAGUAAACUAGAAUACUCAAGAAAGAAGACUUUGGAUGAUGAUAAACCAGAUUGCGUGGGAAAGAAUAUUUCAGAUAAUUUACUUAAACAAAGAUAUACAAAGCAAAAUACUUCUGAUGUGAACAAUAAACAAGAAUACAAAGCAAAGAGUGCUUCAGACAUGCUGAGUAAACCAGUGGGAACAAAUAUUUCUAAUAUACUGGAAAGGUCAGAAGUAAAAAGUGAUCCUUAUGUCACUGGUAAACAGAAAGAAAAAAUACUUCUUGGUGAAAAUGGAACUGAAUCUUCUGAUUUGUUAAGUAAAUCAAAAGAUCCAGUUAGCACUAAAGUACUAUACAAAGAUAAAACUUUACAACAUUAUACUGAGAAUUUUCCUCCAUCUUCAUUCAUAGCUAAUCAUAGCCAAUCUGAGAAUGGUUUGACUAUGACCCAACUGAUAAGUUUUCUUAACAGUUCAGAGCUAGCCACUCAAAAUGUAUUUUCUCCUCCAAGAAUACACCAAGCAAGUGACGGUGACACACUUAAAGUCUCAGUGCAUACUGAAGCUGACUGUAAAGAUUUUCAAACACCCAUGAUUAAGUUUACCAGUAUUAGUGAAGCUGAAAAAACAAGUCCUGCCAAAAAUAUUGAAGACUGUAAAGGAUCAAUUGAACAUGCAUAUUUAAAAAAGGAACAUGAAAAUAAAGAUAACAAAAGUGUUUUUAAGUCUGACUGUGCCGAUUUUGAUCUAAUGUUUGACUUGGAUGAAAUGGAAGAUCUUGAUUUGGAUGUGUUAAAUGAUAUAGAAGAAGAAAUGAUUCCACCUUCUCCAGUUGCUUCAUCUAGCACAUCUGAUGCACCAAAACAAGCAAGGAAAAAACUUUCUUUGAAUAGAAAUGGUAGCUGUAGAAAACUCUAUAGUUCUAGUGAUGAGAGUGGAUGUACCCCUUUUAUUCCUCAUCCUAUCAAAGAUGAAGAAACAUGUGUUAACAAAAACACUAAAAAACUUGAUCAGCUUACUAAGUCACAGGGAUUCUCUUUUGAAAACCUUAUAGUUGAGAAUAAUAGAGAUAUGACUUGUAAAGACACCAUGGCCCCAAAUUUUACAAAGAUUCAAAGUGCCAAUACAGAAAUAAAUGUUCUGCCUUCCUCUUCCCCUAAAAUUGGAGUAGUGAAACCAUUUCACAGAUCUCCUAGUAAAUCCCCAUUAUUCUCUCCAAUUAUUGCUCAAGAUCAGCCAUCAGAAAAUGACUCUGUUGUCAUAAAAAGAUCCAGAAAAAGGGGCCAUAAUAUAAUCAAUUCAUCACCUAGCUCAUCAGAAGAUAGUUCAUUAAGUAACUGCCAAACACCUUUUAAGCAAGAAAAAGUACAUAGCCAAGACAGUGAUGACUUUGUUCCAUCUAAACCAUGCAAGAGUUUUAGAGUAAGUUGCAAGGUAAAUUCAAUGAACACUAGUAGUAUUGAUGAUGUGAAAGCUACAAAGCUUUUCCCAAUUGAAAAAGGACAAAGGAAUAAGUUUUCAAGACAAGGAGAAGGUUUGGAAUUUUUGGAUUUAGAGGCACAAGUAUCAGAUGAGGAAAAGGCACAUUCUGAAGAAGAAAAUGAAGAUAGCAUUUUAGAUGAAUAUGAAUCCAGUUUCAUUGAUGAUUUAGAAGAUAAUAAAAUAUCCCAACAGCAGGUUGGUAAGAAUGAUGAUACAACACACAUUAUGUAUCUACGUUCAAUCAAGAGCCCUAUUGUCCAUCAAGGGCAGUAUAAACUUAGGUACAAUUUAAAUGCUGAUGUUGAUGUUUUUUCACAGAUAUCCUCGCCCAAUCACAGUGAAUAUGUUGAGGACAGUUUUUGUGUAGCAAAUGACUGUGUGGAAUAUGAAACCAGUCCUUCAAUACUGAAACCUCAAACCCUAAAAAGGCCACAAUUACUGAGAAAGAGAAGAAUUGUUAUGAUGGAUGUGUCUAGUGAGGAAGACGAAGAAGAAAAGAUACCACCUGCCUUGAUAGAAAAGUUUGAGAAAAAUAAUCACUUAGAAACCAUUAAGGAUUUGAAAGCUACCAGUGGCGUUACUGAAUAUUCUGAGCCAUACAAAGUGAUUGGCAAAAUGUCAACAACACUUAGCAGUGAUCGUCAGCAAAAUGUUCUGCCAUGUCAAUCAAAAUGUGUUUCAACUUCUUUGCAAUCUCAUGUUAAAGCAAGCAAACCAUCCAACUGUCAGAUAGAAAAAGCAUUUCUUAAAGAUUACUCUGAUAAUUUUAAUGCUACUCGGGAAUUUGCACUAAGUCAUGAAACCAAACUAUUAUCUAAAUCUGUAAAUGAAAGUAGGCCAGUCAUGAAGGAUGAAUUGCGAAGUCUCCAAAACGUUGUUCCUAAGAUUGAUAUUUCUGUGUCUUGUAAUACUGGACUAAGGGUUGAUCAGUUAACCUGUUCAACUAAUAAAUUAAAAACUUAUCCUAAUCCAAACACAGAGAUCUCCUUUCAAGAAGAAUUGAGAAAACAAAGGUUAUUACGACAGAAACAGAAAAAAGAAGAGUUUUUGCAAAAGUUAAAUGAUAAAAAGGACAGUUGUACAUAUCAGAAAACAAUAUCAAACACAACUGGUACUAAUUCUAAUGCAUUGGUAAAGUUGAAAAGGGAAAGUGAUACAAGUGUGGUGUUUAAUAAAAAAUCUUUCCAGGUGGUAUCAGAAGCUAGUGGACUAACUGUAAUCUCUUAUGACACGAGAAAGUCAGAAGUCAUUCCUCGGGAUGUUCAUUUUGAUAGUUUGCUUAAAAAAAGGUCAAGUUUCAUGAGUCCAGCCUUUAAUAAGCAGAGGAUAACAAACAGUAUUUUACCAAACAACAGUUUAUCACAAGUUUCAUCACCAAAGCAGACUUUGUGUGAUCUUAGUGCUCAGAAUAUUAAAAUGUCAGGUAAUUUAACUACAAUUCCCAGUGUGACUGGAUUAAUGGACAGUGUUAAUAACUCUGUAAAACAUGAAAAGAAGUUAGUUAUUUUAGUUGACUCAAGAGAAAUCAGUAGUGGUCACAUGGUUAUGUCCUGUCUCAGGUCUAAAUACAAAUGUAAAACAGCAGUACAGCAGUUAGUUUAUGCAGACUAUCUUGUUAGUAAUCGUUUAGGGGUGCAUCGUAUUGUGUUAACAGAGUUUGCCAAUGGACAAAAUCGUUCUAAACUCCUCGAGACUGUUCGGACAAUGUGUGAUUUAUAUGAUAGACCUUGCUUGAUCAUCGAAAAGGAGAAAGUAAAACAAGAUGAGAAACCAAAGAUCUUCCACAGAACUAAGUAUUUUGAUAAUACAUUGUCUCAGUUGGUGCAGACUCAUGUGAAAGUUAUUUACUCUGACUCUCAAGAAGAAACUGCUGCUUUGCUCUUUGACUUGGUCCAACAAGAACAUCGAAAGGGAUGGGAUUUACCUCUCUUACCGGGUCCAAACGUAAAAGUAGAACAGGUAUUACAAUUCUACUUAACCAUUCCAUGUGUUAGCUAUGCCACAGCCUUAAAUUUUUUUUAUUCUUUCUCUUCAAUUAAACACUUUAUGGAGAGUUCAAGAGACAAACUUCAAAAAGCUGGUAAAAUUUCUCAAGCAAAGGCCACAGAAAUUUAUAGGUUUCUCAGAGUUUUGAUUAUGGAUUUGAAAUAGAUAUUCUAUUUUCCAAAGUGUAAUAUAUAUAUAUAAACUGUACAAAUGUAUAAUACAAUUAUAUACGGUUAUUUCUACAUAAAUAGGUUGCAUUUGUAUACAGAACUGUUACAGUAUAAAUUGACUUCUUUUGUCCUGUUGUCUAAAAUACAAAGUACAUGUUAAA
Messenger RNA from Limulus polyphemus (Atlantic horseshoe crab), 7878 nucleotides. It is a transcript of the gene Fancm, whose product is annotated as Fanconi anemia group M protein-like. The coding region runs from base 150 to 7712 and encodes 2520 amino acids. Gene Ontology annotation, molecular function: nuclease activity; ATP binding; four-way junction helicase activity. The transcript is spliced from 2 exons. NCBI's taxonomy places the organism in Eukaryota, Metazoa, Arthropoda, Merostomata, Xiphosura, Limulidae. The record is from RefSeq and is a predicted model, not a curated record. Gene Ontology annotation, biological process: double-strand break repair via synthesis-dependent strand annealing; replication fork reversal; interstrand cross-link repair.